Molecule: messenger RNA, 1859 nt
Organism: Carlito syrichta (Philippine tarsier)
Lineage: Eukaryota; Metazoa; Chordata; Mammalia; Primates; Tarsiidae
Gene: RPUSD2
Product: RNA pseudouridylate synthase domain containing 2
Exons: 3
Coding region: 28-1653 (541 amino acids)
Biological process (GO): pseudouridine synthesis
Molecular function (GO): pseudouridine synthase activity; RNA binding
Source: RefSeq, a predicted model, not a curated record
CGACCCUGGAGCGGGGCCCGUGCGGCUAUGUGGCUGGGCGGGCGCGGGCGGUUCGGGGUUCUGGAACGGUGGCACUGCGACUUCCGGAGGCUCAGCUUCGCCAGGAUUCAGGGUGGCUGUAAGGGACCAAUGGCAGAAACGCCCUCGACCCAGGUCGAGGCGGCGGGCGGGCUGAGGACCCCGAAUCAGCAAAAUGGAGACGCGGGCGGCGACGCGAAGGGUGAGCAGCUCCCAGGACGCCCGGAGCCGGUGGAGCCGGCGCCGGGAGUAGGGGAGCAGGCCUCGGCUGAGGCCCUGGGUCCGGGCAAGCGGAAGAAGCGACGGGGCGCAGCCGGGGAGCGCGUCGUGCCGACCCCGAAGAAGCGGCGGGCUGGGGUGAGUUUCGGCGAUGAGCACUUUGCUGAGACCAGCUACUACUUCGAGGGUGGCCUGCGCAAAGUGCGGCCCUACUACUUUGAUUUCCGGACCUACUGCAAAGGGCGCUGGGUGGGCCACAGCUUGCUGCACGUCUUCAGCACCGAGUUCCGAGCCCAGCCCCUGGCCUACUACGAGGCCGCCGUCCGGGCGGGCCGCCUGCACCUCAACGAGGAGCCGGUACAGAACCUCAGCAUCGUGCUCAAGGACAAUGAUUUCCUGCGGAACACAGUGCACAGGCAUGAGCCACCAGUCACAGCAGAGCCUGUUCGCCUACUAGCUGAAAACGAAGAUGUGGUAGUUGUAGACAAACCUUCCUCCAUUCCCGUCCACCCCUGUGGCCGCUUCCGACACAACACAGUCAUCUUCAUCCUGGGCAAGGAGCACCAACUCAAGGAGCUACACCCGUUGCAUCGGCUUGACCGCCUUACCUCAGGGGUGCUUAUGUUUGCCAAGACACCUGCAGUGUCUGAGAGAAUUCAUGAACAGGUUCGGGACCGGCAGCUGCAGAAGGAGUACGUGUGCCGGGUGGAAGGGGAAUUCCCAAUCGAGGAAGUGACCUGCAAGGAACCCAUCUUAGUGGUAUCUUAUAAGAUAGGGGUGUGCCGUGUAGAUCCCCGGGGCAAGCUCUGUGAGACAGUGUUCCAGAGGCUAAGCUACAAUGGCCACUCCAGCGUGGUACGGUGCCGACCACUCACAGGCCGCACCCACCAGAUCCGAGUCCACCUCCAGUUCCUGGGCCACCCCAUUCUCAACGACCCCAUCUACAACUCAGUUGCCUGGGGUCCCUCACGAGGCCAGGGUGGCCACAUUCCCAAGACAGAUGAAGAACUGCUGCGGGACCUGGUGGCAGAGCACCAGGCCAAACAGAGCCUGGAUGUGCUAGAUCUCUGUGAGGGUGACCUGCCCUCAGGUCUCACAGACUCUACGGCCUCCUCCUCAGAAUUGGGCAAGGACAGUCUGGAAGAGUUGGCUACAGCUGCCCAGAAGAUGAAUGGAGUAGUUGAGGCAGCCCCUCAGGAUCUGGGCACAGUGGCCGUGGCACCAGGGAAGGCUACUGAAACAGAUGUCAUGAAUCAAGAGACAGACCCACUCUGCCCAGAGUGCCAGCUGGUGCGACAGGAUCCCUUGCCCCAAGACCUUGUGAUGUUCCUACAUGCCCUGUGCUAUAAAGGGCCAGACUUUGAGUACUUUUCACCAAUGCCUGCUUGGGCACAGGAUGACUGGCAAGAAGACUGAGGGCUAUGUCCAGUGGAGGGAUUGCUUCUUGGUUUGGGCCUGUAAUGGGCCAUAGGGCAGGGUUUGACUCCAUGGGCUGGUGCUCAAGGUUUCUGCAGGAGUGAGGUUGGACUUUAAAGGGAUCUGCUCAUACUCGCUACCUCCUUCCUCUUCUUGCAGCUAGAAUUUAGAGACUUUUUGGUUUGCAAAUAUAUUCCUUUUUCUAA